CACAGCCAGAUGCCACAGCCAGCAGCCCAGCUUUGACUGCCCUGGCACCUCGGGUACCCUGUCCACUGACUGUAAACCAAGCCCCAGCUCAGCUCCAGACACUCACAACGUCCCUGGCAGCGCCAUGAGCCUGGGAGUUUUCCUCCUCCUGGGGCUCCUCAUCCUCAGGGCAGAGCCAAGCGUGACAUCAGAGGAGAAGGGCGGGGACCCCCCGAAACCAGGAAGGUGCCCACGGGACUUCACGCGCUGCCUGCGCCAGGAGCCCCCGCUCUGUGCCAACGACUCCAGCUGCCCCGCUGGGCUCAAGUGCUGCCCCUGGGAGUGUCGGCUCCGCUGCAUCCCCCCAGCAGAAGAGAAGCCCGGUGCCUGCAGGGCAGCAGCCCCCGAGGGGCUCAUUGCCCCCUGCUCCUUCCCCUGCCUGGAGGACAAGGACUGCCUGGGAAUGCAGAAAUGCUGCCUGCUGGGCUGUGGUUCUGCCUGCCUGGAGCCGGCACCAGGUACGGAUUUGGCAGGGAGAGCUGGGAGCCCUGGCUCAGCACAGGGACUCUGGGCCAUAGACAUCUAUCACCUCCCUGCUUCCCUGACCUCUGGGGCAGCACACACAGCUUCCCCUCACCAGCAGCUCCCGGGAAAACCUGCAGAGGACACCAGCCCUGUCCCAGCCACCCAACGGCCACUGCCACACCAGUGGGGGUGCCUCCAGGACCAGGACUGUCCCCCAUCCCAUGUGUGCUGUCACCAGAUGUGCAGCCAGCGGUGCCCAGCACGUGGUCAAGGGAAGGAUGGAUUCUGCCCAGCCUAUGCUGGGCUGUUCCCCAGUUAUGACUGCAGAGCCUGGUGCUGGCAUGAUGACGAGUGCCCCGGCAAGGAGAAGUGCUGCCUGAGCGGCUGCGACUAUGUCUGCCUGCCCCCGUCCCAAGAAAAACCAGGCAUCUGCCCGCUGGCUGAGGAGGCUCCGCUGGCCACAUCCCCAUGUGGCACCACUUGCAUCCGGGACUGGCAGUGCCCGGGGGCUGAGAAGUGCUGCAGCAGCAGCAGAUGUGGCCCUGUGUGCUUGGCCCCCGAACCAGACAAACCUGGUGAGUGCCCAAAGGUGAGGCCACAGCAGAUUUCUGAACCGUGCUUGGAGAAGGACUCCUGCGCCCACGACAGGGACUGUCCCCGGCAGGAGAAGUGCUGCUUCUCUGGCUGUGCCAUGUGCUGCACCCGCCCUGCCCGAGAGCACCCUGGGGAGUGUCCCCGGCCAGAGCCAUGCUGGGACCCCCGGCGCCGGCGUGGGAGCCAGUGCCUGGAUGACAGUGUCUGCCGGCGAGAGGAGAAGUGCUGCGACACAGGCUGCGGCUGGGAGUGCAUGGCCGUGCCCAGAGAGAGCCAGGACAGCGCUGAUGGCAAGUGCCUGGAGGAGUGCGAGGUCGACUCACAAUGUCCCCGGGGACAGCGGUGCACCAGCAUCGGCUGCGGCCAUGUCUGCAUGGACAUCCCUGGAGAGCGUGACACCGCGGCUGUGCCACGACACGGCGCCGGUGCCGAGCGGUGCACAGAGCAGUGCGAGGCCGACUCACAGUGUCCCUGGGGCCAGAGGUGCACCCGCACCAGCUGUGGCCGCGUCUGCAAGGACACCCCCGGAGGCAGAGGAGGAGCGUGCCCCGUGCCCAGGGGCCGCGGGUCGUGCCUGGACCUGUGCAGCCUUGACGAGGAGUGUCCCUGGGGCCACAAGUGCUGCAGCAACGGCUGCGGCCACGUCUGCACACGGGUGUCCAGUGAUGCUGCGUGA
Manacus vitellinus (golden-collared manakin) is the source of this 1774-nucleotide messenger RNA. RefSeq names its product keratin-associated protein 10-4. The transcript has 12 exons. Gene Ontology annotation, cellular component: extracellular region. The coding region runs from base 125 to 1774 and encodes 549 amino acids. The record is from RefSeq and is a predicted model, not a curated record. Gene Ontology annotation, biological process: antibacterial humoral response; innate immune response. Lineage: Eukaryota; Metazoa; Chordata; Aves; Passeriformes; Pipridae. Gene Ontology annotation, molecular function: peptidase inhibitor activity.